CUGUGCGGACGCUCUCUCACUGCGCUCCUCUCAGGCACUAACAUCCGAGACACACCAGCCAUCAGAAGUAGUCUAAGUCGAAGAGGUCAAAAACAAAGCGGGAUUAAACCAUCCAAAAAUAUCCUGAAAAAGAAAAGAAACGAAGGAAUAUUUAGACGCCGAACAACAGGAAGGAAUACAACUUGUUGGUCGUCUUAUUUUUGAAACCUUUCUUCUAAACAAAUCACUGGAAGUUCAGACAUCAUGAGGAUUUUGGCUGUUGUGCUCCUUCUGGUUCACGCCUUGGUGUUGUCCAGACUGGCCAGCGGUGCUGCAGUUGACAGGUAUGAGAGCGACAGGCAUCGGGACAUAACUGUUAUCAACUUUUUGGACACAACCAAAGACAAAAGGAUAGAGGAGGAGAGCAGAAGCGCAGCAGCAACAACAAUGGAGAAAAGUGAGGAAGAGGAGGACGAGGAUUAUGAUGAUGACUAUGACUAUGUAGAGGAGUAUGAAGAUGGCAUGUCUGGAGACUAUGAUGUGGAACAUCCACAAGUUGCCAUGUCGAGCAAACCUAAAGACCCGUCUGCCAUCCUGGAGUCGGAGAGAACUGAAGAAAAGAGAAGAAGGGGAAAGGGAAGAAAGAGAGGGAAAGGCAAGGGGAAGAAGAGGAAUCCUUGCCUGAAGAAGUACAAAGAUUUCUGCAUCCACGGCACCUGCCAAUACCUGAGGGACAUCCGUGCCCCCUCCUGUGUCUGCCAUCCGAGUUACUCCGGUGAGAGGUGUCAGUUCUUCACGCUGCCCUUAGAGAAGCCUCAAGAGGGUUACAACCGGACCACAGCCCUCGCCGUGGUGGCAGUGGUGCUGUCGUCUGUUUGCCUCACCAUAAUUGGCCUUUUGUUAUUGCUCAGGCAAAGAAGCGGAGAUUCUACCUCAAAAUAAAUAUGAGAAGUGACCCUGAAGGGAGGUCCUAGAGGGUAAAAGGAUUGUACAUGAAGAAGGGAACAGAGGUUGCUGUGUGCCUGACCCUCUGCCAGAUGUUCAGAUGAAAAAAAGGACACCUGAACAUUUUCCUGAAGGCCUCGGAAAAGAAGAUGGCCCGCCCGAUAACUGGAAUACUUACGGCUCAGAGGAUGGACCGGAGAUGUGGCAAACGAGAGGUGAAAAGCACAAGAAGAAGAAGAAGAAGAAGAAGAAGAAGAAGGAACGUGUCUAGACUCUGUGCUGCUUCUUGACUGUGUGAAAAGAGGUCCUUUCAGACUGAACUGAAACAGAAAAAAAAAAAGGUUUUCGAAAACCAGAGUUCAACCUGGAUUUUUUUUCUCCACAGACAACGUUUUGUAUUUUCCUGCAAAAGUCCAUCUUUUAUUUUCUUUGUGUACAGUAAACGGUAUAUUUAUAAUUUUAAUUUAUUUAUUUAAGCUAACUGUAUUUAUAGAGAUUUAACCACCUACAACACGUUUUAGAAAUAAAGAUGUUACAGUUGUUUUUAUAUUUCCUAUCGGAAGACUUGAUAUUUAUUUAUGAAAAAGAAAAGUAAGAAAUGCAUUAGCUCCUUGAGAAAUGAUGCGUAAAUAUCUGAUUUCGUUAAUUUUGGCACUCAGAAGAUGAUCAAUAGCACUGUGAUUAAUAGAUUGAUCAUUAAAUUGACAUGAUUUUCUUUUAUUUAGGGGGAUUUCACAUAGAGAAACACCCUGAUCAUGCUCACACAGUUACACACUUAUAAACUUUAAAGCAACCAGUUGGAUCUGUGAGACACUGAGCAGCUCCAUUGUAAAAGUUGAAUGGUUUAGGGCCUUGCUUAAAGGCACAUCAUCAGUGAAAAUGAGGCACUAUCCACUCCCAAAACUCGCCAGCUUUUGGGGAUCCUUAGGCCACAUGAGGCUUGGAGUUCGGCCUAACUGUCAUAGUGAAAGAUCAAUAUCAUUAAGUUACAUUGCACUGGCUGUGUUUGAAUAAGAAGCAACAUAAAAGCUGCACUCUUCAUCUGUAAUGUUAAGAGACUGUAAGAAGGGAGUCCAUUGAACUGUAUGAAUAUGUCGUCUUAUCAUCAUUAUAAGAGAAACUCCCUCACUUCCAUGUUCAGCUGUCAAGCAAAAGAAAUGUGAAUUCAAGUGUUCCACCCUUUCAAAUCCUGUCCUGCAGUUUUGAAGUGACUGUUAUUUAUGUAACUUUUUCAGAUCCAAAAUAAAAAAGAAUUAUCUGAAUUUU
Labrus bergylta (ballan wrasse) is the source of this 2190-nucleotide messenger RNA. RefSeq names its product heparin-binding EGF-like growth factor a (gene hbegfa). The record is from RefSeq and is a predicted model, not a curated record. Gene Ontology annotation, molecular function: epidermal growth factor receptor binding; growth factor activity. Gene Ontology annotation, biological process: positive regulation of cell population proliferation; epidermal growth factor receptor signaling pathway. NCBI's taxonomy places the organism in Eukaryota, Metazoa, Chordata, Actinopteri, Labriformes, Labridae.